Rotaria socialis is the source of this 639-nucleotide messenger RNA. Lineage: Eukaryota; Metazoa; Rotifera; Eurotatoria; Philodinida; Philodinidae. The record is from the annotation of a GenBank genome assembly.
AUGUCAUUAACAAGUAAAUACUGGAUAGUUGUUUGUAUCAGUGAUACACAUCAACAUCAUCGCCAAUUAACAGAUCGAUUAAAAUCAACUCAUACUGGUGAUAUUCUUAUACAUGCUGGAGAUAUAACAAAUUUUGGACGUGGUUCAAAACCAUUCGAAGAUUUUGAUCAAUGGUUAAGUGAGCUUUCAUUUAAACAUAAAUUAAUUAUUGGUGGAAAUCAUGACUCGAUUUUAAAGCCAAGUCUUAAUCAUGGAAAAUUUUUAAAAGAUGAACAAAUAAUUAUUGAUGAUUGUCUUCGUAUAUAUGGUUCAUCGUGGCGUCCUGUAGGUCAAUCAACAUGGUCAGAUAUUCCUUCAAAUUCACAUAUUGUAAUAACACAUAAUCCACCGGAUUCACGAAAUGGAUCACAUGUUGAUUUAGAAACUCAGUUACAAUUAAGACUAAAUAAAAUAAAACCUUUACUAUCAAUUUUUGGUCAUAUUCAUGCAGAUUAUGGUGUUUGGAAACAACCGAAUGAAGUUCUAUUUGCUAAUGCAGCAUCUAUACCGUGUUCUCGAUCUCAAAUAUUAAAUGAUCCUUUAAGAUUUAAAAUUUCCAUCGAUGAAAAUUCAAUCGCUUCUAUUGAACAUCUUAUUUAA